ACACUCCGCUCCGGCCGCGCGUGCAACAGGAGCCGCCGCCGCCCGCCCGCGCCAUGGCCAAGGAGGGCGCCGCGCAGGCGGAGGAGACGGAGCAGAUGAUCGAGGCGGAGGGCGCCCCCGCGGCCGGCGACCCCGGGCCCCCCGGCGCGCGGCGCCCGCCCGACGCCAAGGAGAUGCGCGCCGUGCUGCUGGGCGGCUUCGGCGGCCUCAACAAGCUGCGCGUGGCCAAGCGGGUGAUGCCCGAGGCGCGGGACGGCGAGCUGCAGCUGCGCGUCAAAGCCUGCGGUUUAAAUUUUAUUGAUCUGAUGGUGCGGCAGGGGAACAUUGACAAUCCUCCCAAGACGCCCCUUGUCCCUGGAUUUGAAUGCUCUGGGAUUGUAGAAGCUCUGGGAGAUGGUGUAAAAGGAUUUGAGAUUGGGGACAGAGUCAUGGCUUUUGUGAACUACAAUGCAUGGGCUGAAGUAGUAUGCACUCCAGUAGAAUUUGUCUACAAGAUCCCUGAUGACAUGAGUUUUUCUGAAGCUGCUGCCUUUCCUAUGAACUUUGUAACUGCCUAUAUGAUGCUCUUUGAAGUUGCCAACCUAAGAGAAGGCAUGUCUGUGCUAGUUCACUCUGCGGGAGGAGGAGUGGGUCAAGCUGUUGCCCAGCUCUGCUCAACUAUCCCCAGUGUUACUGUUUUUGGAACAGCGUCAUCUUUCAAGCAUGAAGCAAUCAAGGAUUCAGUAACUCACCUGUUUGACAGAAAUGCAGACUAUGUCCAAGAAGUAAAACGAAUCUCACCAGAAGGAGUUGAUAUUGUUCUGGAUUGUCUGUGUGGAGAAAAUACUGGAAAAGGCCUCAGCCUCCUCAAACCACUGGGGACUUACAUUUUAUAUGGUUCAUCUAACAUGGUGACCGGGGAAACAAAAAGCUUCUUCAGCUUUGCAAAAUCAUGGUGGCAGGUUGAGAAAGUGAACCCUAUCAAGCUCUAUGAAGAGAACAAAGUCAUUGCUGGAUUUUCCCUGUUGAAUCUACUUUUCAAGCAGAACCGAGGUGGCCUAAUUAAAGGUAUAAUGGACAAACUCAUAACGCUGUACAAUGAGAAGAAGAUCAAGCCAGUGGUUGAUUCAUUAUGGGCCCUGGAAGAGGUGAAGGAGGCUAUGCAGAGAAUCCAUGACAGAGGCAAUAUAGGAAAGCUAAUUCUGGAUGUAGAGAAGGCACCCACUCCACUGAUGGCCAAUGACAGUACGGAGACGAGUGAAGCUGGAGAAGAAGAGGAAGACCAUGAAGGGGACAAUGAGAAUAAAGAGCGCAUGCCAUUCAUCCAGUAGCAGCUGAGAGUGGCGGAAGGAAACCAGAAAGAUUGAUUGAGUAGAAGGGAACAAGACUGGGAAAUCUAUUCUGUGCAUCAGUGAACAAAUGCCAUAGUACAGUGUGUAUUGUGUUUGUCUGCAGUCAGCUGAGCUAUAAGCUGUUGAUCAUUGUUGUUUUGAAUUCAAGUGCCAUUCCCAUCCAGUGCAGUAUUAUGACAUUUGUUGUGUGACACCCGAUCUCCCUGUAGGAGUCCCAUUGACUUAUUUUUUUUUCUGUCCCUGUUGAAAAACCUUUAUUAAUGUACUGUGUAAUUUUAGAUGGGCAACAUGCUCAUGAGAAUCCUAUUCACGUAAAUUCUUUGCAAGUUGACAAUGAUGAUCUUUUUGUUGUUGUUGUUGUUAAUUCCCUACUCUAUUGUCUGGUAGAUUCUGGUAAUCAAAGGGAGGGUUUUAAGUUCGUCUGUUUUCAGCAAAAGACAGGUAAAACAUGGUAUUCCUUUGUGAGCCACAAAUAAAGGUUGCAGAGACAAAUUUUGUUCUAAAUCAUGCGACUUCAUCUCAUAAACAAUUCUGUCUUAAUUUAAAAAUAAAAUACCUCAUUUGUAAUUCUAAAUAAUAUAUUGUAGAGUGUGAAAGAAAAUAUGCCAGAAGUCAUUGCUUAAGAACCUUUGAUUAGUAUUGUAUAAUCACUUUAGCCAUUGGCACUACUAAUUAACAGGAAUGAAUGCAUGGUGCCAACAGCCCAGGCUUUAUUGUUGAUCUCCCAAGAUGAUGUUCCCUUUUUCUAUAUGCAAGGAAAAGUCAAUGAGCCACUUCUUGAGACCCAGAACUUUUUAAUCGCACGAUAAUAUUACUGUUUUUACUGAUGAUUCAACAGCACCUCCUUCAAAGCAUCAUUGGGUUGGCUGUCCAAAAGCUGAAGUAACAGUGAGUUCUAAGCGCGGCUUAACCAUAGGGCUCACUCUUUCAUCAAUGGGUAAGACAUUAUUUUGUCAGCCAAGUCGCACUUUGGAAAUCACUAAUGGAUUAACCAACUGUGCAAUGGUGCCGAACUUCUAUGAAGGUUAACCUUUCUGGAAGCAAAAUCAAGGCCUUGCUCUCAUCACCACUCAUGCAUGCAAAUAACUCCCCACAGGUGCCUAGUCCCAUACAACAUCUGCUUGUCUAUGUAAAGUCACUCUUGUGUAAAUGUUGGCAGAAUCAGGCCCUUAUAGACCAUCUCAUGUACCUACCUCCCACUAGUGCAAACUGAAUCAAAACAUGACAAACAAAUAUCAUUUAUCUUCCAUUUUACCCAACUAGCAGAUGCUCAAGUUCCCCCUGAGUCUUAUUAAAAAAGAGUGUAACCACUCACAAUGGAAGCAGUAAAGGGAUAUCAAAGACGUCAUACUCGGACAUCUCCCUUCUGGAUUUAAUAUAUUUUUUGCAUAAGAAAAUACUUCCCCAAAGGCCUAAAGCUAGCAGUGGUAGUUGAUGGAAGUAAAAAAAAAAAAAAAAAAAAAAAAGUUGGGGGUGGUGGGUGAUUCUCAGGCUUUUCUCAACCAGAUAGGAAUGAUAGGUCUGGAUUUGGACUUUGUGGACUUGUCUUUGGAGGGUUUUUUUUUCCCAUUUAGUCAAUGCUGACUGAGUAUUAACGUCCUUCUCUCUAGUGUACUCACACUGUUAUUGCUCUAAUACUAGUUAGUUGUGAAAAAUAUUCAUUUUAAAUGAUUUUACCUCGAGUUGCAAAAAAAAUUACUCAUAAUGAAAAAAAGCAACAAUUUAUAUAAAGGGGGGAAAUGCCAGAAAAAAGUACUUUUUGUUUGAAGUACAGUCACAACAGGAUUUUUUCCUUGAUUAGUCCAUGCAGAGUUUCAGUACAAUGGUAUCAUCUGUUUAUGCCUGUAUUUAUCUACAGUAUCAGUGUUGCAUUAGGCUUGAACUCAGAGAGUCUGUAUUCAGAUACAAUUCAUCCAUUGGGAGUUUUACAGGCAUUGGGAUUGCCAUAUUGAGUCUUUAAAGGAACAGCUGUUUAACUUUCAGUACUCAUAAGCUGACAACCAUAAGACAUAUGGUUUGUUUUAUUUAAAGCUGCUAUAGCCAUGUUGUCCUGCAAUGCACCUAACGCAUAUCCUACGCAUUUCAUGUAACACCAAACUGAGUAGCAAUUUUAGGAUCCUUGAGCUGGCAGCCAAGUGACGUUCUCAAGGCCUUAGAUAACUAGGGCAAGCGAAGUGACAAACCAGUCCUGCUAACACUAGAGUAUUAUUGGUGCUGCAGUUAAAUUUCCCAUUGAGUCAAACAAAGAUGAGUGUUCCUAGAGUAUCUGUAGACAUGAUGGAGGGCAAUGAUCAAAAGAAGCAUUUUUUUCUAGUUAUUUUAUACCAGUUUAGAGGAACUUUUUAAUCUCUAAAACUCCACCAUACAGGCUUAGAAUAACCCCAGUGAGUACAAUGGCAUUCUUCUGAAUCCACUCUACAGUUGAACUACAAAAUACAAUCAUGAUAUAAUUCUGAAUGAACUGAAAGUCCUAUCCUACUCUUUUAAAAUAAUAAUAAUAACAAAAUUUGCAAUGCGCUUCAAUGCAAGCAGCAUGGUUCAUUGAGAGCGGAAACAUGCCCUGUUAGCCUGGAGCAUUUUCUGCGAUUUCACAAAAGGUAGCAUUGCUUUUUUUGGAGUGAUAGAGGGCAUUGUGUAGAAAAGGCUAAUACCGAACAAAAUCUUAUUGCAGUCUAAAUGAAGGUUUGCAUUGAUCACUUACUAACACUGUCAUUUAAACAACUUCUCUCUAGAUAAUUGGAUGGUUUCCUCAAGUGAAACAAAUUAUUUCUCAAUUUGCCUUAAAGGAACUGUGAAAGCUUCUCUUUAACUUAAGCCUGAUUGAAGUGAACUGAAACAUUGUUUAAUUGUAUUUGUUGCUUUAGAGCUUUUGUUAUAUUGUGCCUACAAAGCAAAUUGUUUACAUAAAAAUAUAAAUAAAAUAUUAAGCAUAGCAUUA
This is a messenger RNA of Alligator mississippiensis (American alligator), 4269 nucleotides long. RefSeq names its product vesicle amine transport 1 like (gene VAT1L). NCBI's taxonomy places the organism in Eukaryota, Metazoa, Chordata, Crocodylia, Alligatoridae. The transcript is spliced from 9 exons. The coding region runs from base 54 to 1310 and encodes 418 amino acids. Gene Ontology annotation, molecular function: zinc ion binding; oxidoreductase activity. The record is from RefSeq and is a predicted model, not a curated record.